ACACGGAGGGGAUUCGCGAAACUCUCAUUUACGCGUGGAAGUGGAAGAAGAAGAAAGCCAUGGCGGCAAAGCGCGGCGUGGCUCCGGCGUCCGACGGAGGACAGACGAAGUCCAGGCAGCAAGACGAAAGAGGCUACUGGGGCACCAAAACAGAGUUUAUCCUCACUGUGAUGGGUGCCAUCAUCGGACCUGGCAACGUGUGGAGGUUCCCUUACCUGUGCUACAGAAACGGCGGAGGUGUGUUCUUCAUCCCGUACGUUUUGUUCAUGGUCAUCUGCGGGAUUCCACUGUUUUUCCUGGAGACCGCGUUAGGACAGUACACCAAUCAGGGUGGAAUUACAUGCUGGAGGAAGAUAUGUCCACUUUUUCAAGGCAUGGGCUACGCAAGUCACCUCAUCAUCGCAUUCGGCGCCACCUCCUACAUUGUUAUCAUUGCCUGGGCAUUCUUUUACCUCUUCUCCUCCUUCGGUGCCGACUUGCCUUGGGCCACAUGUGGACACGAGUGGAACACAGAGUCAUGCCUUGAUGUCAGCCUUGUGAAUCAGAGCCUCGGAGUGACACGCAGAAAAAACAGCACUCUGCCGGUUGUAGAGUUCUGGCAGCGGAGAGUGCUGAAGAUCUCCGGUGGUAUCGAGGAGGUGGGCAGCCUGAGGUGGGAACUGGCCCUGUGCCUCAUCCUGGCCUGGAUCAUCUGCUACUUCUGCGUUUGGAAGGGAAUCAAGUCCACAGGGAAGGCGGCAUACUUCACUGCAACUUUCCCGUACGCCAUGCUGCUGGUAUUGCUCAUACGUGGAGUCACCCUGCCAGGGGCAAUGAACGGGAUUAUUUAUUACAUCUACCCUGACAUCUCCCGUCUAUCGGAUCCACAGGUGUGGCUGGACGCCGGCACUCAGAUCUUCUUCUCUUACGCCAUUGGCCUCGGCUUCCUGACCUCGCUUGGCAGUUACAAUACUUACAACAACAACUGCUACAAGGAUUGUUUCUACUUGUGUUUGCUGAACAGCGCCACCAGCAUUGUGGCAGGCUUUGCCAUUUUCUCCGUCUUGGGAUUCAUGACCCACGAACAAGGGGUCGAUAUUUCUGAAGUGGCGGAAUCAGGACCAGGUUUGGCGUUCAUCGUGUACCCUCGGGCUGUGGCCAUGAUGCCCAUGCCGCAGAUGUGGGCCGUGUGUUUCUUCCUCAUGAUCAUUCUACUUGGCUUGGACAGUCAGUUUGUUGGUCUGGAGUGUCUGAUGACGUCGCUGGUUGAUCUUUUCCCAUCCUACCUACGUCAAGGAUACAGACGUGAGCUGGUCCUACUUGCCAUUUGUGUUGUCUGCUGCUUGCUGGGAUUUGCCAUGGUGACUGAGGGGGGGAUGUACCUCCUACAGCUGGUGGAUUUCCAUGUGUGUAGCGGCACUACCCUGCUCCUCCUCUCCAUGUGCCAGUCCGUCAGCAUUGCCUGGGUCUAUGGUGCCGAGCGUUUCUAUGGCAACAUCACAGAUAUGAUUGGUUAUCGUCCCUUACCGCUGAUGAAGCUCUGCUGGUGUUACUUCACUCCUUGCUUGUGUUUUGGCACGUUCCUCUUCUCCAUCAUCAGAUACUCGCCCUUGAAGUUCAGCAAUUCUUAUGUUUAUCCACUGUGGGCCAACAUCCUGGGCUGGUUCCUUGCCACAGUCUCCCUCUCCCUCAUCCCUCUCUUCGUGGUGUGCAAACUAGUGCACGGCGAAGGCACCCUCCAACAGCGAUUCCUGUUGCUCUGCCUUCCUGAAGACGACUUUCCCCUGGAUAACAAGAGUCUCCCUUCUCUUGGAGUUGAUGCCAUCACUCACCACAGCGAGUUCAAACCUUUAUCCGCUGCAGAUCAGGUCCCCAGUUGUCCUGAGUACAACAAAAAGCAAAUGCUUGACCUGUAAAGGGUACAGUGACAAGGUUCAAGGUUCAACUUUAUUGUCCCCGCGGGGAAAUUUGUCUUGGACACUUUCUUAACAUACACAAAAACAACAGAACAAAAACACAAGCACAGACACAACCACAACCAGACAACUAACAUUUAAACAUCAGAACAUGGAGCUUGAUAGACAUAGGUGGCACUUUGAUGUAGGCAUAAGAUCUACAGUAUGGAGAUAAAGAUAAAGUACCAGUGUGCAUUGCACUAGAGCUCAUGGAUAAAGUGCUAUGUGCUAAAGUGUUUAGUUCUAAAGUGCUAUGUGCUAAAGUGCUAUGUGCUAAAAAAGUGCUAACCUAUGUAUUAACAUUCUAUUGCACAUUGUUGGUCAGCUUAAUGGAGGCUGGGACAAAUGAUAAUUUAAGGCGGUUAGAUUUGCAUAGUGGGACCCGGAGUCUUCUCCCUGAUGGCAGGGUUCCAUAUUCAGGGAAGAGUGGAUGUUGUGAGUUGGAAAUAAUUUUCUUACCUUUUUUUCCUAACUGCCUGCUCAUAGAUGCUCUGUAUAGGCUCAUAUUCUUUCCUCCCUACGAUUUUCAUUGCCGUUUUAUGCAUGCCGGCCAGUUUGCUUUUUAGCUUAAAGGGGAACAUUAUCACCAGACCUAUGUAAGUGUCAAUAUAUACCUUGAUGUUGCAAAAAAAAGGCCAUAUAUUUUUUUAACCGAUUUCCGAACUCUAAAUGGGUGAAUUUUGGCGAAUUAAACGCCUUUCUAUUAUUCGCUCUCGGAUGUGACGUCACGUUGUGACGUCACAUCGGGAAGCAAUCCGCCAUUUUCUCAUUUUCGUCGGUGUGUUGUCGGAGGGUGUAACAACACGAACAGGGACGGAUUCAAGUUGCACCAGUGGCCCAAAGAUGCGAAAGUGGCAAGAAAUUGGACGAAAUUUGUUCAAAAUACGAGGCUGUGGGGAAAGCCGACGAAAUGGUCAGUCGUUUGUUCCGCACACUUUAGCGACGAAAGCUAUGCUACGACAGAGAUGGCAAGAAUGUGUGGAUAUCCUGCGACACUCAAAGCAGAUGCAUUUCCAACAAUAAAGACCCUAGCUUCCCUGGCCUGCUGACAUCAACUCCAAAACUGGACAGAUCAGCUUUCAGGAAAAGAGAGCGGAUGAGGGUAUGUCUACAGAAUAUAUUAAUUGAUGAAAACUUUAUUCAUUACUCGCGGUUUUACGUAAAUUAUUAUACAUAAACUGUGUUUACCAAUAAUUUAGCUUAAAAACAUUUAUUUUUUUCAAUCAUUCAAGUACAUUCGGGUAGUCUUGUGUAAUGCAGUAUUUUGUGUCUAUU
Molecule: messenger RNA, 3209 nt
Organism: Nerophis lumbriciformis (worm pipefish)
Lineage: Eukaryota; Metazoa; Chordata; Actinopteri; Syngnathiformes; Syngnathidae
Product: sodium- and chloride-dependent GABA transporter 2-like
Biological process (GO): sodium ion transmembrane transport; nitrogen compound transport; amino acid transport
Cellular component (GO): cell projection; plasma membrane
Molecular function (GO): gamma-aminobutyric acid:sodium:chloride symporter activity
Source: RefSeq, a predicted model, not a curated record